Molecule: messenger RNA, 2403 nt
Organism: Anneissia japonica
Lineage: Eukaryota; Metazoa; Echinodermata; Crinoidea; Comatulida; Comatulidae
Product: solute carrier family 35 member C2-like
Exons: 10
Coding region: 203-1387 (394 amino acids)
Biological process (GO): UDP-glucose transmembrane transport
Cellular component (GO): Golgi apparatus; endoplasmic reticulum-Golgi intermediate compartment; cis-Golgi network
Molecular function (GO): antiporter activity
Source: RefSeq, a predicted model, not a curated record
GUCGUCGGUGCACACACACGUCGUUCGCGGUGUCCGGCGACGAAAUAAUACGUCCUGUUUUUUAAAUGAUGUGGAAAGGGUGACCUGAUAAGUGCAAAAGCAUUGUUAUCCUCCAGGGAGGGACUGUAUUACCUACAUUUUAAAAUAGUCAUUUAUUUUGUUGCAGGUUGAAAUUACAAAGCAAAUUAAUUUAACCAACAAAAUGACGUCUAGUCCAUCAGGCGGUCCCAGACUAAAUAUGCGGAUAAACCAGGCUAUCUACGAGCAUUCGCCACGCAAGUUGAAGCGGUCCGUCUGGUACGAUUAUACCGUUAUGACGAUUAAGACAUUGGGUCUAGUGUUAUUCUAUUACUGUUGGUCAAUUAGCCUUACCUUUUACAAUAAAUGGAUAUUUACGGAGUUUCACUUUCCAUUGACCCUGACAAUCAUUCAUUUUUUCAUCAAGUUUCUUAUUUCUAUUCCUGUACGAGCUUGUUUGGGCAAAGCAGGAGGCCCUCAGCCUGUCACGUUGGAUUGGGGUACAUAUGUCAGGAAUGUUGCUCCAACUGCUGUGGCUAGUUCGUUAGAUAUUGGCCUUUCCAACUGGAGCUUAGUAUUCAUAACUAUAUCACUGUACACAAUGUCAAAGUCUUCCUGUAUUGUAUUUCUACUUUUAUUUGCGAUAUUGUUUCGCCUUGAAAAACCGAAAUUGGUGCAAGGUGUUAUCAUAUUAUUUAUAGCUGUUGGUCUUUUUAUGUUCACCUACCAUUCAACUCAAUUCAAUUUAGAAGGUUUCAUCCUAGUAAUGAUAGCGUCUUUCAUCGGUGGUGUACGCUGGUCUUUAGCUCAAUUACUAACGCAAAAUAAAAAAAUUGGUUUAGUUAAUCCAGUUGAUACCAUAUAUCACCUUCAGCCAAUCAUGAUUAUAGCUUUAUUACCAAUUGCAGUAGCAACAGAAGGGUUGAAGGUAGUAUCCACUAAACAAUUUCUAGCUUAUACUGAUAUUGCUGAGUUUACAUCAAUGGGCUUUAAGAUCUGUCUUGGUGCUGUUCUGGCAUUCUUUUUAGCCUGCUCAGAAUACUUACUGGUUUCCAUGACGUCUUCCCUCACACUCUCCAUCUCAGGUAUAUUCAAGGAAGUCUGUACAUUAACUUUAGCUGUCCAUUUCCAUGGUGAUGUUUUGUCCACUCUUAAUAAAUUUGGAAUGGUUGUGUGCUUGAUGGGUAUUGUUGUACAUGUAGGAAUGAAGGCAAGAGCUUCGAAAGGGGAGAAGAAACCAAAGCUGUACACAGAUGAGAGAAAUGGUGAAGCAGUCCAAAUGCUACUUAGGGAAGGCGACCCAAAUGACAGUGCUAGUGACGAAGAUGAGAUAUUCACCCGCAAUAUGGAUAAUUGCCAUCGAGAAUAACCAGCAGGUUCAGAAUAGAGCAAGGAUUCUUAGAGGAAAGGUCCAUUUUUUCUGGACAUUAGAAUGCCAGAGGAAUCCCCUCCCCCCAUUAGGAUUUGGCCUUCAGGGAUGGGUGGGGAUCACCUUAAUACGGCACCAACAAGCAAAGAAAUCUGUAUCAUGUUGGACUGAGGUAACAUCUGAAGGCGGCCCUGUAUACUGUAGUUUCAUCUCAAUGAUUGUGGGAAACCGUAGUACAGUACUGCUAUAGCCUUAAAAUACGAAAUCUUGAUAUGUGUUUAUUAAAUGUAAUAUUAUGUUGAAGUAUCUCCCGCAUUAUUAAUUAUAUGUUAUAUUUUAUUGUAUGUAUAUGAGGUUGUAGAAUACAUGCAGUUAUUGUACUAUAUUCUCUUUCUAAAUAUACUUGUGCUAUAUAUCUUAUAUGAACAUAAACUUGAAAGCAGUUAUAUAUUUUUAAAUAUGUAAAUAUUUGUCUAGACAAGAUUAAAAUAUUUAGGGAUAAACAAAUUUGAAGCAAAUUGUGAUGAUUACAAAUUUAUAUGUGGACUAAAAGAGUUGCAUUGUAUUUGGGGAUUAUUGGCAGUGGUGUAUUUAUGAUUCUUAAAAUGGGGGGUGGGGUGAAGUGGGGGUCAUGAAUGAUUAAUUGAAGGGGCACAAAAUAAAGUGAUACGAAAAUGCUUUUGCUUCAAACAUUGUCAAUGGGUGGGUGACUGGAGAGAGGGAGGGCAUGAGUUUAAGAGGGUGGGUGUAUCCCUCUCAACCCCUUAGAUAUGGACUAUUAAAAUAGUUGUAUUUGGGGAUUAUUGGUACGGUGCUAUUGCAUGAUAGCCCUGUGCAAUAGCUGGUUCAUUCCCUUUUUGUGAAAAUGUUAAAAGAUGAAGUUCUGAUUGAAUCUAAAGGGAGAUUAUGUUUACUUUUACUUAUGUCUAUCUAUCUAGGAAUAGACUUUUUAAAAUAUAUUUUGGAUAUUGAAGAAAAUUGUUUUAAUAAAUACAUUUUAUUGUGGUAACAAUUAA